AUGACGGGGUAUCUUGUUUGGGCUCAAGGGACUUGCCAACACUGCGACCAACGUUUAAUGGAAGAGAUAAAGCCCUUUCUGGGUAUCUCUUAUGCCUCGGUAGGGGUCUUUGUGCCCAAGCGGGUGAGCGAGAACCAGAAUUGGAAAACAUUCCUUAAUCAUUCCGCCUUUUUCGACGUGGCUGGUCCUCGAACGGCAUUCUUCCCCCGUCGAAUACAAACAAUCACUAACACGACGUGCAUCUGGAUUGAGUCGUCUUACUUUCACUUCAUGGCUUCGCUUCUGUUUCGGGCGUCGCCCAUCGACCCGGCCCUUCGUCCUCCAUCGCCGUCCACUUCGCCGUCGCACGAGCCAAGUUACAACCAUUCUUCCUCUUCCGUUGACAGCACCUCUGCUCAGUCGACAACGGACGCGGCCGCGGGUGCGUCGUCGGCAUCCUCGCAGUAUUCCGCACUCCCCGAUUUCGUUUCCCUCGAUAAGUCCAAUCACAGCCCGAGCAGCAGCAGCAACGGUAACAGUAGUGGUUUCCCCAGUUCUUUAGGACCGUCAUUACCGGGACUUUCAGCUUUGGCGUCGGUCGCAUCGGCUCCCACCUCCAAUCUACGAGCCUCGAGCAGCAAUGCGCAUCCCAACAUGGCCAAUAUGACCUACGCAACCUCCUCGCCCGCUGCGACGACUGGAGGCCAGGGAAAUAGCCCGCGCCCGCAUUUGCAGCCCGUGUGUCAAAAUUGUGGCACUUCCACCACCCCUCUAUGGCGCCGAGACGAACUCGGCUCAGUUCUCUGCAAUGCUUGUGGCUUAUUCUUGAAGCUGCACGGGAGACCCCGUCCGAUAAGUUUAAAAACCGAUGUCAUCAAAAGUCGCAAUCGCGUCAAGACUGCCGGUCAGGGCCCCAAACGCAAGUCCGGGAGUGCGGUCGACGCCAAUGGUCUGCCGACUUCGAUAUCCGAAGCAGGGACUCCUCCCCUGGGGGGAUCUCAUGGAUACCGCCGCGCGUCACGUAAGGCCUCCCCAGGCCAUUCGGACCGUUCCACUUCGCCAGUCCCCCGAACAGACACUCCGGGUGUCCCGUCCAUGCACCAAGCGCACCACCCGACGCCGCAUAAUUCCAAUAUCGCGCCGCAGCACAUGUUCGACAGUGUGACCCUCGUGGAACAUGGGCUGAAUACCUCCAACGGUCUUGCUCCCAGUCAAGUGCGUCAGCCGUCUCCCACGUCGAACUCGGCGGUUGAGGAUCGUCACCUGGAGACGCCCCAGACAUACGAGGGCCUACUCGCGGCGAACACCUCGUUGAAGACCCGCGUGAGCGAGUUGGAGUUCAUCAAUGAGCUGUUCCGGGGCCGGGUGACGGAACUCGAGCAAAGUAAUGCGACGGCACGCCGGUCGGAAAUGAUUGUUCGGGACUCCGAAGUGCGCCUUCGACGCUCCCUCGACGAGGCCCAGCGGCGGGAAGAUGACCUGAAGCGACGCGUCGCAGAGAUGGAGCAUCAACUCUCGGAAGCCACCAACUCUGCCGAGCCUGUAGCCAAGCGGAUAAGACUGUCUGAUGUGGUAGAACAACCGGCGGAGUCUCCCACAAAAUCGCCCAAGAGCGUUUGA
Messenger RNA from Aspergillus tanneri, 1599 nucleotides. Its product is annotated as putative GATA transcription factor (AreB). NCBI's taxonomy places the organism in Eukaryota, Fungi, Ascomycota, Eurotiomycetes, Eurotiales, Aspergillaceae. The transcript is spliced from 6 exons. Gene Ontology annotation, biological process: negative regulation of transcription by RNA polymerase II; positive regulation of transcription by RNA polymerase II. The record is from RefSeq and is a predicted model, not a curated record. Gene Ontology annotation, molecular function: RNA polymerase II cis-regulatory region sequence-specific DNA binding; zinc ion binding; DNA-binding transcription factor activity, RNA polymerase II-specific. Bases 1 to 1599 code for a protein of 532 amino acids.